UCUCCACUUUGAUCCCUUUAGGGUUUAAGACGUUAAACCCAGAAACCAAACAUCCGAGCUCAAAAAUGGCGAACUCAAUGGCUACGCUUUCCAGAAGACUCUACCGAUCUCUCCUAUCCAACCCCAACCCCAGAUUCUCCCAAUCUCCCAGAUCCUUCUGCACCAACAUCGACGAGUCAUCAUCCUCCUCCUCCAUCUCAGACACCGAAUCGCCCCACGAACCCAACGCUUCUCCAGAUCCGAGCCAUCGAUUCUCCAGAGGAGAAGAUCGCGUGAUGGAGGAGCGUCCUCUCGAGAACGGCCUCGACGCCGGCAUUUUCAAGGCGAUUUUGGUGGGGCAAGUGGGGCAGCUUCCUCUUCAGAAGAAGCUCAAGAGUGGGAGAACGGUUACUCUCUUCUCUGUCGGAACAGGUGGGAUCAGGAAUAACCGUAGACCAUUGGUUAAUGAGGAUCCCAGAGAGUAUGCGAAUCGUUCCGCUGUGCAGUGGCACCGUGUCUCUGUUUACCCUGAACGCUUGGCUGAUCUUGUCUUAAAGAACGUUGAACCCGGCACAAUUGUUUAUUUGGAGGGUAAUCUGGAGACGAAGAUUUUCACGGAUCCUGUCACUGGUUUGGUUCGACGUAUUAGAGAGGUCGCUAUUCGUAGAAACGGCCGAGUUGUGUUUUUAGGAAAAGCUGGUGAUAUGCAGCAGCCAAGUUCUUCUGAGCUUAGAGGCGUUGGCUAUUAUUGAUUCUUAACAAACAAAUUGUCUGAGUUGUUGUAGCUUUCUUCUUUUCUUGUAAUUUGAAGUUUUGCUCAUUGUUCUUCAAUUGUCACUUGCGCUUUUUUUUUU
Messenger RNA from Raphanus sativus (radish), 833 nucleotides. RefSeq names its product single-stranded DNA-binding protein, mitochondrial. Gene Ontology annotation, molecular function: single-stranded DNA binding. The record is from RefSeq and is a predicted model, not a curated record. Lineage: Eukaryota; Viridiplantae; Streptophyta; Magnoliopsida; Brassicales; Brassicaceae. The coding region runs from base 66 to 731 and encodes 221 amino acids. Gene Ontology annotation, cellular component: mitochondrial nucleoid. Gene Ontology annotation, biological process: positive regulation of helicase activity; mitochondrial DNA replication. The transcript is spliced from 3 exons.